AUGGUGCCACUUUGUCCCAUGGCUGAAGAUGGAUUGCCAAAAAUGUAUUCUCAUCUUCCAACCGAAAGCAGUAAAACAACAACUGAAGCAACCAGCCUCUUUGGGACUGACAACACUGUUCCUAGAUCAGAAACAACGAUUACUUCAGAAGGGGACCACAUUACUUCAGUAAGUGACCGUGUGCUAGAGAGUGAUUUUCUAACAACAAUAGGCAACAAGCUUCCAUCUCCAAAGGAAAGACUAAAUUCAGAAGAUGUGGAGUCCCAUAUUAUUAAGUUAUCAACCCAUCUGGAGAAAGAAAUUACCACUCUGACUGGUGCUACAAACUCCAUGGCUAAUGACUCUAUUACUGAAAAUUUUAUUCCAGUGAAAGUUGGUAAUAUCUCAUCACCAGUCACUUCUGUUUCUUUAAUAGAUUUUUCCACUAAUGAGUCAAAAGAAGAUAUUCUCUUGGAUACUAUUGACCCAGGAGAUAUAGAAGUCUCAAUAAUUUCUGAACUCUCUGGCUCACUAAAGGAAAUCACUACCAGCAUUACUGACAUUCCUGCCCUUCCAGCUAAGAAGGAAGAACCUGAUGUUAAUGAUAGUUCCUUAGUUAAAUCCAGUAUCACUCCUGAUGAGGCCAUCCAGACCACUGACUCCUCUAUUCCUGAGACUAAAAUCUCUCCCCCUGCUGGAAAAAACGUCACCACUAUUCCAGACAUAACUGCCCUUACAGAAGAGAACAUAGCUGAAAUUGACUUAAUUCUUCCAGAAGACGACCCAAAUGCUGUGUCUAAACUAACUGACUCUGAUGAGGAAAAGUUUAUCACUGUGUUUGAACUUACUACCACUGCCAAAAGAGACAAAGAUAAUCCAGAAGAAAUUCUUCUAACUGAUGAAGAGUCUAUAGGUGGAGUCGAUGUUUGGAUGGAGAAAGGUUUUGCCAAUGAAGAAGAGAACCAUCCUGUUUUGCUUACUGCUAUUGAAUCCAGAUAUGACUUCAUUGUUCCCAAACCAGUAGCUUUGAAUCUCAUGGAAGAUUCAUCUCCUACAACAAAGGAAGAUUUGUCUGAAAAUAAUAGAACAGAAUCUGUAACUAAGGCCACUGAUGCAUUUUCCAAAACUACCCCUGAUCUAGAUAAUCCAAGCCAAAAGGAAGACACUUUUACAACUGAAAUGGGUGUCUUUAAACUACUGAAAGAAGAACCAGAUGAGUUUCUGAUUUGA
Molossus molossus (Pallas's mastiff bat) is the source of this 1209-nucleotide messenger RNA. RefSeq names its product calcium binding protein, spermatid associated 1 (gene CABS1). The transcript has a single exon. Lineage: Eukaryota; Metazoa; Chordata; Mammalia; Chiroptera; Molossidae. Gene Ontology annotation, biological process: spermatogenesis. Gene Ontology annotation, cellular component: motile cilium; mitochondrial inner membrane. The coding region runs from base 1 to 1209 and encodes 402 amino acids. The record is from RefSeq and is a predicted model, not a curated record. Gene Ontology annotation, molecular function: calcium ion binding.